UAUGAUUUGCACGCCAAGCGGAGUUGGGUUAUAUAUGCUGGCGUGAGCAGCACCCGCGGUCAGAGGUUCAGCGGUCGUGCUUGAGUGGACUUGGUAGAUUGGAAUGAUGGCGGGCUCUUACAGUAACCUAGUGGUCCUGUCCUGCACCACGGCCGGUCAAGCGGCCGGAGAGCUGCUCGGAUCGGACGAGAGCGAGAUUCUGCACAUGCUGUGGUCCGUAGUGGACACUACAGCGAACACGGUGUCGGUCCCCGUACAGAGUCUGGUGGUCAAACCCGAUCACAGCGAACUUUCCGAGGAGGCCAAGUCGAGGACCGGGCUGGACGAGCAGGCCGUUGCCGGCGGAGCGCCCAUCCAAGCCGUCUUAGAACAGCUACACCAGUCUCUCACCAACGGGGUCGGGGCACCGUACUGUCUGGUGGUGGACGGGCAGCAGGCCAUGAGGCAGUGCCUCCACCCGGAGACCUGCAAGAAGGGCAUCAGCCUCCCCGACUACUUCUACGCCUUCUUCGACUUGAGACGGGAGUUUCGGAAAUUCCAGUCGACCUCCCCGGCGAUCGACUCCGUGGCGGACAUGGCACAACACCUUGGGUUGGACGUGAGUACAGUAGACGAAUGCCAAGCCAUGUGCCUGGUCAUCCAAAGGCUGAUCGGAUCAGGGCACAAGUUUACGGAUCCUGAAACAGUGGACUACAAGUACGAGCCGGGAACAUACCAAAAGAAUGAGCUUAUUGAUGACGAUACCAUAUUGCGCGUGCGCGGUCUUCCAUGGCAGUCUUCUGACCAAGACAUCGCUAGGUUCUUCAGAGGACUCAACAUCACCAAAGGAGGAGUUGCGGUCUGUUUGAACCCUCAGGGAAGGAGAAACGGGGAGGCUCUGGUUAGGUUCGCUUCUAAGGAACACAGAGACCUCGCUCUACUCAGACAUAAGCACCACAUAGGCCAGAGAUACAUAGAGGUUUACAAAGCCACGGGAGAGGACUUCUUGAAAGUAGCUGGAGGAAACGCAAACGAGGCCACGGCGUUCCUUAGGGACAGCGCAGCAGAAGUCAUCGUGCGCAUGCGUGGUCUUCCCUACACUGCCACUGCUGCUGAUAUUUUGAAUUUCUUCGGCCAGAGUUGCCCGGUAGCCGGAGGAGAGAAAGGGAUCCUGUUCGUGAGGUACGCCAACGGACGGUCGACGGGAGACGCCUUCGUGUUGUUCGAGACCGAAGCUUACGCCCAGCUCGCGCUAGCCAAGCACAAGGAGUCCCUGGGCAAGCGGUACAUCGAGCUGUUCAGGAGCACGGCGGCCGAGGUGCAGCAGGUGUGGAACCGUUACCAGCAGUUCCCGCUCAUCCCCACCACCCCCACCAUGAUACCCAUGCUGCCUCAGCAGGCCAUCACCUGUGGGUCCAUCCGGGACUGCGUGCGCAUGCGCGGACUGCCCUACCAAGCAACCCACGAUGACGUCCUGGCGUUCCUGGGAGACUUCGCCGUGUACGUCCGAGACCACGGGAUCCAUAUGGUGCUCAACUCAACGGGCAAGCCAUCCGGUGACUGUUUUAUCCAGAUGUACUCCCCCGAGGCCGCGCGCCAGGCUGCCGAGAAGUGCCACCGCCAGUACAUGGGCGACCGUUACAUCGAGGUCUUCCAGUGCUCUGGGGACGAGAUGAACUUCGUCCUGAUGGGGGGUCAGCUGAACAAGAACGGCAUCGUCUCGCCUCCCGUGUAUCCAGCAGAAGCUCCAGUCCUACUCGAUGCCCAAAUGUGUGACUACCUGGGCCAGCAAAUGACGGCCACGGCCUCGGGACCGGCAGCGGCGGCAGCGGCAGCCGCAGUGGCAGCGGCGAACCAGUACCAGUACCCGGGGUACCCACCGCAGGUGCAGGUGCCGCAGAUGCACAUCCACCCGCAGGGAAUGAUGCAGAGCCCGCGGGGGAUCCCGAGCCCGGCCGCCGCCACCUCACCUUACUACACCUCGGCGGCGGCGGCAGCAGCAGCGGCGGCGGCGGCAGCAGGCUACCCUCCCGCCAUGUACCCGCAGUACUACUUCCCCAGCCCGCCCGUCUCCCCGACCAGCGUCGGCUACUACCCGCCACCCUCACCCGUGCUACGCGUGCGGGGGAUACCGUUCAACGCUGGAGUCCCUGACGUAGUCAACUUCUUCGGAGGUUAUCAGGUUGGUGCCUCCUGAGUACGUACAGAUGCUUGUGGACGUGCUGGGACGACCCACGGGAGAAGCCAUCGUCACCUUCCUCUCUCACGAGUGCGCUCAAAAGGCUCUCUUGGAGAAGAACAGACAACUCUUGGGGAACCAUCCGAUCGAACUAGCGCCUUUAGAGCUAGUCCCAGCACUGUAGUGUAAGCAACCAUAGUGUUACAGUUUUCUGUGUUACAUUUUCAACCCAAAAAACAACUUUCUUCAAAGCCAUUGAUACUGAUAUCCCACUUAAACAUGGGGAACUUUUGGAAACAAAUCAAAGAACGUUGUACUAACUAGUGUGAUUUUUGUAGAUAUCGAAUCGCAUAAGGACAAUCAUGGAUGUAGUAUAUACAAGAGGUAAGCAGAGGUAUAGCUUCCUCACUGUGCGAAUUAGAGUCAAUGAUUAUAUAUAUUAUAGUGUGAUAUAUAAUGUGACAGACAAUCAUGUCUAGUGGCGAUUAAGCCAACUGAUUUUGAAGCAAAACCAGCUUUAAUGUCGGCUGUGACCCACAGAACCAACUACAGCCGACACUUGUUUGUAGUUUUUGAUGUACUUGAUAUUUUAUAAGUAGGUAGUGUUACUCUAUGCAAACUUUAAGUACAGUACGGUGGACAUGCCCCAAAACACCUAUACAUAUCCGAAUGCUCUUCACCAGGCAGUAGUUAUUUCUUAUAUAAGUCCUUUGAGUCGUUGAAUGUAUGUAUAUGAAGUACCUGAAUGUAUAUUUUGCACCUUAAAUGACAUGUAGACUUUAGAUACUGUCACUGGACGCAAUCAGUGAAAACAAAAAAACAUCGCAGGAUGUCACAAAAGAUUCUCUCUUAGUGAGGAAUUUCUUUUGUUCAUCCUGUGACAAUAGUUCAGGAAACGUAGCUGAAAUGUCUUGUGCACUUUGUAUUAUUCCCUCGUGUUUGUAAUAGCGAUUUUUCCCAGGCUAAAAAAAUGCCAAUGUUGAAAUUCGCCACACUUGCAGUCGACUUUUCGAAUCCGAUGUGCCUUAAGACAGAUUAUAACUCCUACAGGCGUACCUUCAGUCUUAACAGGAAGCAAGUAACCAUGUCGUGCACUUAAGGGAAGACAUAACUAUAUAAUAUCACAUCUCCCGAACGGUUUUAUUAAUAAUUGAUGAUCGAGUUUUAUUGUUUUGAGAUGAUAUGAUUUCGUUGAGAUUAUUAAGACUUUUUUGAGCAAUGUUUGUAUAUCUUUGCUGCAUACAGGUGUCGCGAAAUAUGAUUUCAUGACAUAUUGUCAUAUCGAUAUUUUACGUUUCUAUGUCAGGCACCUUUACGCAUGUGCGCAUGUGCAAUACAUAAGGGAAAGUAACCAAUCAGAACGUGGUGUAGAUGUCAGCUGACCACCCUUCGGAUGUGACAUUUUAGCCCUAUGGUUUCGAAAAAUCUGGACCACUAGCAAGUAAAAGAAAACAAACAAACAAACAAAUAAUUACACUAACAAUUUGUGUGAUACUCUGUGCUUUGCAGUCAACUUUGUCGAUAUAACAUUUGUUUGGAAAGAAUGUUACGACUUCAUAAUUACUAAGAUACUCCGACUGUCCAUGACCACGCCUUAAAAGCCAUGUACGUAUGUAGCACCCCUGUUCCUAAGUUUUUCCAACAAGGAACAGGGAGAUAUUUAUUGUGUAAACGCGUUCGUUCGCGUCGUUGACUAUUGUGUGAACGCGUUCGGUAACGUUGUUUGACUCUUGUGUGAACGCGUUCGUUCGCGUUGUUGACUAUUGUGUGAACGCGUUCGUUCGCGUUGUUGACUAUUGUGUGAACGCGUUCGUCGGCGUUGUUGACUGGUAAACUUGCACAUCUUGCCGAAGAAAAUAUUUUUAAGAUUUGUAUCUCACUUUUGUAUAUUAGUCUGAAAGAAUGAACAAAUAAAUAUGUUAAAU
This is a messenger RNA of Branchiostoma belcheri (Belcher's lancelet), 4083 nucleotides long. Its product is annotated as epithelial splicing regulatory protein 1-like. Gene Ontology annotation, cellular component: ribonucleoprotein complex; nucleoplasm. The record is from RefSeq and is a predicted model, not a curated record. The transcript has 15 exons. Bases 104 to 2176 code for a protein of 690 amino acids. Gene Ontology annotation, molecular function: mRNA binding. Gene Ontology annotation, biological process: regulation of RNA splicing. Lineage: Eukaryota; Metazoa; Chordata; Leptocardii; Amphioxiformes; Branchiostomatidae.